Molecule: messenger RNA, 1562 nt
Organism: Capsicum annuum
Lineage: Eukaryota; Viridiplantae; Streptophyta; Magnoliopsida; Solanales; Solanaceae
Product: lanC-like protein GCR2
Exons: 6
Coding region: 171-1394 (407 amino acids)
Biological process (GO): carbohydrate metabolic process; peptide modification
Cellular component (GO): plasma membrane
Source: RefSeq, a predicted model, not a curated record
UAUCCUACUACUACUAGCUUCUACCAGCAUCCCAGAAAAAGUCGAUGAUCUCAUAAUCCAGAUAACUCUAAAGAUCUCUAUAUAUAUGUUCUAUUUGAUACUACCACUUUACACAAGUGUCACCAAAUUAGACAGAAAACACACACACACACAAAGAAAAAAGGUGAAAGAUGGCAGAACGUUACUACCCAAAUGAAAUGCCAGACCUUACAGUUCAAGAAUUGGUUCCUGAAAAUGCAAAAGACUCACUCAUCAAACUUCUUUCUCUUCCUUAUGACACUAUUGGUCAAAGGCUCAAGCAAGAUGCAAUCAACCUCAAAGAUGAAGUUGUGAGGGAGACAUGGGGAGCAAAAGGAAGACGUGUAUAUGACUAUAGACUAUACACUGGAACUUUAGGGACUGCAUAUUUACUAUUCAAAUCAUACCAAGUUACUCGAAACAACGAUGAUCUUGCACUUUGCUCUGAAAUUAUUCAGGCCUGUGAUGCUGCUUGUGAUGGAUCAGGACCACCUACAUUUAUAGGGGGGCAUGCAGGUAUUUAUGCUCUUGGUGCUGUUGCUGCUAAGAACAUUGGUGAUGAUCAGUUAUGUCAACAAUAUCUGACCAAAUUCAAGGAGAUUAAACUUCCAAUAGAUCUUGGAGAUGACUUGUUCUAUGGAAGAGCAGGGUACUUAUGGGCAUGUUCUUUCUUAAAUAAACAUCUUGGCAAAGGCACAAUAUCUAUAUCCCAAAUGAGAGCAAUUGUGAAUGAACUCAUCAAGUCAGGUAGAAAACUGUCGAAAUUAGAGAACUUGAAAUCUCCUCUAAUGUACGAGUCGAGGGGGAAAAGGUACUGGGGAGCAGCUCAUGGAUUAGCUGGAGUUGUUAAUGCUCUACUGGACAUGGAACUGAAAGAAGAUGAGAUUGAAGAUGUUAAAGGGACAUUAAGGUACAUGAUCAAGAAUCGAUUUUCUAGUGGAAAUUAUCGUAUAAGUGAACGAGAUGAAUCGGAUGUUCUUGUCCAUUGGUGUCAUGGUGCUCCUGGUGUUGCUCUUACCCUUGCAAAAGCAGCUAAGGUUUUUGGUGACGAGGAGUUUCUGGAAGCAGCCAGAGAAGCCGAGGAGGUAGUGUGGAAACGAGGCUUGCUCAAGCGAAUCGGGAUAUGUCAUGGAAUAAGUGGCAAUGCCUAUGUUUUUCUUUCACUUUACAGGCUAACAGGCAAAGAAGAGUACUUGUACAAGUCAAAAGCAUUUGCUUGUUUUCUACAUGAUAGAGCUCAUACUUUUAUCAGUGAGGGUAUUAUGCACAAAGGUGAUCAUCCUUUCUCCUUGUUUGAAGGCAUUGCAGGAAUGGCUCAUCUAUUUCUGGAUAUCCUCGAGCCGUCGGAGUCGAGGUUCCCUGCUUAUGAACUCUAGAGCCUUUAACCAAACAAGAAACAGUGUAAGAUUUGUAUCUGAAUAUGUGUGGUUGGUCUUCUGGUGUUUCUGUCAAGUGUGUCAGACAGAGAGGAAAAGGAUGUUAUUGUGAUCUUGAUCAUGUAAGAUAUUGUCUUUCUUUCUGUUAACAACUUUAUUCCUUUUGUA